This is a messenger RNA of Quercus robur (English oak), 799 nucleotides long. RefSeq lists its product as uncharacterized. The record is from RefSeq and is a predicted model, not a curated record. Bases 193 to 669 code for a protein of 158 amino acids. The transcript has a single exon. Lineage: Eukaryota; Viridiplantae; Streptophyta; Magnoliopsida; Fagales; Fagaceae.
AACGUGGCAGAACCUUCCAGCACCAUCUCUCCCAUAUCUUUCCAGCACCUUCUAGCAUCAAGUUCCAGUACUUUUACACCUUAUAAAACCAUCAACUCCGACCACUAUACCUGUCAACUUCAAACAACACAAACACCCACAACAAAACCUUUCAAAAUUUCAUCUCAGAAUCCAGAAACAUCACAGCAAAAGAUGAAGAAAACGACGAAGCCGAUUGUCGACGACAAGAAGGAGGAAGCAGUGACAAUCCGAGCGGUGAGCGGCGACGAGGAAGGAAGAAAGAGAGUAGAGAAAACCGAAGUGAACACUCACAAAAUAGACACUCUCAAGUACGUAGAGAAGAAGCUGAUGGACAAGGGUGUGCUACGCAUGGAUCGCCACCCAGCUGAUGGGAUAGGAAUUGGGAAGCCACCACCGAAGUCUGGACAUGGCGGCAAGUACACGUGGGAAGGCCCCGAUGAUAUAGCUGAGAGCGAGUUGUCAGAAGUGCCUCCUGCGAUAGAUGAGAAGGACCCAAACUAUGUUGACGAGGAAGAGGAGGAGAAGAUUUUGAAGGGUGAGAAGAGUGAGGUGGCGGGCUUGGUUGUUGGGGUUGUGGAGGUACCUAAGGUUGUUGAGGAAAAAGAAGGGGUUGCUAGAAUUGAGGUUGAUCCUCACUUGAAUGUUUGAGAAAUUUUGGAAUAUGUGAGUUUGUGAAGGUUCAUCUGGUUUUGCAUAUGUUUUGUUUUGUUUUUGUUUCGUUGGUCUAACAUGGGUUGUAAGGGAAUGAAGUAAUUAAUGGUAUUUUAACUUUGUGUUA